AUGACUGUCGAGCUUUUGUCUCAAGUGACUGGCUAUGGCGUUAUUGUUGGCUUGUCGUUUCUGUUCUGUGCUAUCAUCUUGAUAUGUGUGCGUCUGCAGAAGAGGUAUCUGUCAGAAGAUUCUGAUCAGUCGGAGAUGUUCAUGGUUGCCAACAGAUCUGUUGGAACAGGAUUGACAUGCUCUGCUGUGUUCUCAAGCUGGAUGUGGAUCAAUGAGAGUGUCUUCUCGGCGGCCUACACCUACAAAUGGGGCGUCGCGUUACCAAUAUGGUGGGCGAGUGGACUGUCGUUCCAGAUCGCUUUGAUGGCAAUUAUGGGCAUUGUAGCGAAGUUGAGGGUGCCGUACGCCCACACAUCGCUUGAAUUCAUAAGAAGACGAUACGGCAACUACGCACAUCUCAUCUUCAUCGUUCUGAACCUGAUCAACAACGUCUUCGGGUGUGGUAGCAUGAUUUUGGCCGGAUCGCAGCUUGUUACAGGCAUGACUGGAAUGCAUGUCAUCGCUGCUUGUGUCUUGAUUCCUGCUGGCGUCGUGCUGUAUACUGCUGUUGGUGGGAUCAAGGCAACUUUCCUGACAGACUUCCUGCACACCACCAUUGCCCUGGUGCUAUUACUGUACUUUUCGAUAUCCGUACUCGUCAGCCCGCACAUCGGUGGUCUAUCAGGGCUCUACGAGAAGGUUCUUGCUGCGGAUGACUACAUCGAGGGCAACUACAGGGGCUCUCUGUUGUCAUUCAAGUCGGAGCCAGCUAUCCUAUUUGGACUGGUACUCAAGUUUGGUAACCUUGCUCUUGUCCUCAUGGAUACAGCAUUCUGGCAGAAGAGUUUCGCAAGCGAAGUGCACGCGACCGUGCCAGGCUACGAUCUCGCUUCGAUUGCCAUCAUCGCGAUUCCAUGGUGCACUGGAACGAUCAUUGGUCUUUCCGCGCGUGCUAUUGAGAAGACACCAAUCUGGAUUGCAUACCCAGAGACCCUCACUCUGAAACAGGUAAACUCCGGUCUCGUCAUGCCGUACGUGCUGGAGAGUUUGCUCGGCAGGGGAGCGACGGCUGGGUUACUGGUUCUCAUCUUCAUGGCUAUUACCUCUACGAUUUCUUCGUCUAUGAUCGCUGUGAGCAGUAUCAUCUCGUUGGACUUCUUCAGAACCUACGUCAAUCCACAGGCCAGCAACAAGAAAAUCAUGCAGGUCUCACAUACCGGUGUGGUGUUCCAUGGCUGCUUCAUGGCUGGGUUUGCCAUUAUGCUGCAGUAUGCUGGGGCUACCAACAAUUGGUCGACCUACUUCCGCCCGAUCAUCGCUUGUCCGGGUAUCUUCCCGAUGAUUUUGACGAUACUCUGGGAUCGGCAGACGAAAGCUGCUGCGAAUGGUGCGCCACUUCUCGGGCUUUGCUCUGGGCUGGCGGUCUGGCUUAGUCUGUCUUGGAAAUGGGGCGGCACAAUCGACAUCAACACAACCCAAUUGCAACUCCCUGGACUGUACGCCGCAAUCACGUCGUUCUUCUCACCUUUGUUGUACUCCAUCAUCAUUUCGCUCGCCUGGCCAUCUCGAUUCGAUUGGCGUGAGUUCUUGAAAAUCGACCUCAUCGAAGACAAGAGCGUGGCGAGUAGCGAAUCGCCUAGCACACUCGCUGUUAAUCGGAUCAAAGACGCAGACAACGAGAAGAAACUCGCCGUCGAGACGCAGACCACGCCAGCCGGUCUGCCAGCCUCUGACCGUAACAGCGAAAAUAGCCUCGAGUAUGUGGUCCAUCCUUUCGACCCAGAGACGAUCCGACACAUCAAAAAAUGGCGUAGCAUCGCCGUGGGAUAUUUCAUCGUCAAUGUUCUGACCACAAUCGUGCUCUGGCCUUUGCCGCUUUAUAGAGACUGGAUCUUCACCAAGAACUUCUUUGGUGGUUGGGUGACGAUGUCGAUUAUCUGGCAGUGGCUGGCAAUCAUACUGGUUGUGAUCUAUCCUGUUUAUGAUGGGAGGCAUGCCAUUGCGAAGACCUUUCGGGGGCUGAGGGAAGAUGUGCGAGGGGCAAAGAGACGUACGGUCGGUAUUGAGCCCAAGUAG
Cercospora beticola is the source of this 2055-nucleotide messenger RNA. RefSeq names its product sodium:solute symporter family protein. Gene Ontology annotation, biological process: urea transmembrane transport. Gene Ontology annotation, molecular function: urea transmembrane transporter activity. NCBI's taxonomy places the organism in Eukaryota, Fungi, Ascomycota, Dothideomycetes, Mycosphaerellales, Mycosphaerellaceae. Gene Ontology annotation, cellular component: plasma membrane. The record is from RefSeq and is a predicted model, not a curated record.